Larimichthys crocea (large yellow croaker) is the source of this 11104-nucleotide messenger RNA. RefSeq names its product hyperpolarization activated cyclic nucleotide-gated potassium channel 4 (gene hcn4). The transcript has 8 exons. The record is from RefSeq and is a predicted model, not a curated record. Gene Ontology annotation, biological process: sodium ion transmembrane transport; potassium ion transmembrane transport; regulation of membrane depolarization. NCBI's taxonomy places the organism in Eukaryota, Metazoa, Chordata, Actinopteri, Sciaenidae. Gene Ontology annotation, molecular function: voltage-gated potassium channel activity. Gene Ontology annotation, cellular component: axon; HCN channel complex; dendrite. Bases 596 to 4939 code for a protein of 1447 amino acids.
UUAUUUGCAGUUCUCGCUCCUAUGGCAACCCAAUAGAUCAGCAUCAUGAAUAUUCACAAUUCGCCAAAACGCAUCAUGACUAUGGAUCAGUGUCAUCAGUGUCUGGAAUGCUCUACUGUAUUUUGCAUGAUUGUGUCGCGUUGUUUGAUGGCAGCUGGCAAGACAUCUGGUGAAAAGCGCAUCUUUCGUCGUGCAUGACCUUUCCCUCGUCUCCAUAUCACGGUCCGUCGGCACGUCCCUCACAUGUCACGCUAAGGUGACUUUCAAGCAGUUUUUUCCACUUUUGCGCACAAUGUCGGAACGGCACAAAGAUGUACAUCGGGGACGAAGUGGCCAAGCGGACCGCCCAGGCUGUGCGUGAGGACAUAUGCAAACUGUCAGGUAGUCUAAUUACGAAAAAGAGUAUCUCUCAUCUGUUUCAGUAGAGCCACGGCGGUCCAUGUCAUGUGUAGCAGGCUUUCAGGGCUUCAGAUUAGCUCCAGACUGAUCGCUCUCACAAACAGACAGGGAGCGCGGGGCUGGUGGCAAUAAUCGUUUUAAUACAGCCUAACAAUCUGGAUUUAUUUAAUUUCCCCCACUGUUUCUCAAUGUCAUAAUGGACAGGUUGCACUCCUCCAUGCGUAAAAGGCUCUACAGUUUGCCACAGCACAUUGGACAGAAAGCAUCCAUAAUGGGCGAAGGAGAAGACGCAGACAAGGACACCCGGAGGAAGAGUAUUAGGAUGAAGCCUUUACCGUCACCGUCGCCGACCUCUGGGGGAAGCUGCAAAGGCAUCGGGGAGACCAAAAGUGGGGAGUCUGUGAUUAUGGAGACGGACAUAGGGAGACCGACAAAGACCAGCUCAAAUGGAGAUUGCCGGAGAUUUCGAGGCAGCCUUUCGUCCAUCACAAGUCGGCAUGUGCACGAUUCUGACUCGGCGGAGGAGAGGCGCCUCAUCACCGAGGGGGAUGUCACCCCGAGCGAGGAGAACCCCCCCGGAGCCAUCGGCGAUGGGCCGCCGGAACAAGGCGCACAAGGAACCAGCGGUGGCGGCGCUAGCCAAAAAGAUUCCCCAGACCAGCAGUCGGGGUUUAUAAAGUUGGAUGGCAUUGAUCAGAUUCUGCCGGACGACGAGAGAUUAUACCAAGCUGGGUUCAUGCAUAGACAGUUUGGAGCAAUGCUUCAACCAGGGGUCAACAAGUUCUCCCUGAGGAUGUUUGGAAGUGAGAAGGCGGUUGAACGGGAGCAAGAGCGAGUUAAAUCCGCCGGAUUUUGGAUAAUUCACCCGUACAGUGAUUUCAGGUUUUACUGGGACUUGACCAUGCUGCUGCUGAUGGUGGGCAACCUGAUCAUCAUCCCUGUGGGCAUUACGUUCUUCAAGGACGAGCACACGCCCCCCUGGAUCGUGUUCAACGUGGUGUCCGACACCUUCUUCCUCAUGGACCUGGUUCUCAACUUCAGGACAGGCAUUGUCAAGGAGGACAACACGGAGAUCAUCCUGGAUCCACAACAAAUCAAGAUCAAGUACUUGCGGAGUUGGUUUGUGGUGGACUUCAUCUCCUCUAUCCCUGUGGACUACAUUUUCCUUAUUGUGGAGACGCGCAUCGACUCAGAUUUCUACAAGACAGCGCGUGCGUUGCGGAUUGUCCGCUUCACAAAGAUCCUCAGUUUGCUGCGACUCCUGCGCCUCUCUAGACUCAUUCGCUACAUCCACCAAUGGGAAGAGAUCUUUCACAUGACCUAUGACCUUGCCAGUGCCAUGGUGAGGAUUGUCAAUCUGAUCGGCAUGAUGCUGCUGCUGUGUCACUGGGAUGGCUGCCUGCAGUUUCUGGUGCCUAUGCUGCAGGACUUCCCCGCUGACUGCUGGGUGUCCAAAAAUAAGAUGGUGAAUGACACAUGGGGACAGCAGUACUCCUACGCACUUUUCAAAGCUAUGAGCCACAUGCUGUGUAUUGGGUAUGGCAUGUACCCCCCAGUGGGCAUGACAGACGUGUGGCUGACGAUCCUCAGCAUGAUUGUGGGCGCUACCUGCUACGCCAUGUUUGUGGGCCAUGCCACUGCUCUAAUCCAAUCCCUGGACUCAUCUAGACGGCAGUACCAGGAGAAGUACAAACAGGUGGAGCAGUACAUGUCCUUCCACAAGCUGCCGGCAGAUAUGAGGCAGAGAAUCCACGACUACUAUGAGCACCGUUACCAGGGCAAGAUGUUCGACGAGGAGAGCAUCCUGGGAGAGCUGAAUGAGCCGCUCCGAGAGGAAAUCAUCAACUUUAACUGUCGAAAGCUGGUGGCGUCCAUGCCUCUGUUUGCCAAUGCCGACCCCAAUUUUGUCACCUCCAUGCUCACCAAGCUGAGGUUUGAGGUGUUCCAACCUGGGGAUUAUAUCAUCAGAGAGGGCACCAUUGGCAAAAAAAUGUACUUCAUACAGCACGGAGUUGUCAGCGUACUAACCAAAGGCAAUAAAGAGACCAAGCUUUCAGAUGGCUCCUACUUUGGAGAGAUUUGCUUGCUGACGCGGGGCAGACGGACAGCCAGUGUCCGAGCAGACACAUACUGUCGUCUUUACUCACUGUCUGUGGACAACUUCAAUGAGGUGCUGGAAGAAUAUCCUAUGAUGAGACGGGCCUUUGAAACUGUUGCCCUGGACAGGCUGGAUCGUAUUGGCAAGAAAAACUCAAUCCUGCAACACAAAGUGCAACACGACCUCAGCUCUGGUGUACUCAACUACCAGGAGAAUGAGAUCAUCCAGCAGAUUGUGCAGCACGAUAGAGACAUGGCCCAUUGCGCUCACCUCAUGCAGAAUGCUCCACCACAGACUCCUCCCUCACCUACCCCUGUCAUCUGGGCCCCCCUCAUCCAGGCCCCUCUUCAGGCAGCAGCUGCCACCACCUCAGUAGCCAUUGCCCUGACACACCAUCCCCACCUUCCACCAACUCUCUUCAGGCCUCCAGUUUCUGUUCUGGGGUCCCUAAAGGACCCUUCCAACCGGCUUAAGAAAUUCCAUACAUUUGUUCCUCCAUCCACAGCACCGGGCUCUGCUGGGGACUCUCCCUCGAGCACUCCCUCCAAACUGCGCGGUGGGGUGGACAUGCCAUUGCUGGCAGCUUUUCGAGCCCAGCACAUGACAUCAGGUACAGGGGCAACCGGCUCUAGCCAACAGGCUUCAGGUAGCGGAGACCAGCGUGGACCUAGUGGGGCUGGGUCUAGUGGAGGAGGGGCCUCUGCUUUCCCCUUUGGACCAUUCUCUUCCUCUGGUUCACCCUCAUCAAGUAUGGCCCAGCUACACCCACAACCACAGCAUCAACAGCCCUUUCGCUCCAGCACCCCACCUCUCUCAAACCUCUUCCACCAAGGAUCUACAGGUGGAAGCACAGGGUCAGGAAUAAGUGGAAGCGCAGUUGGAGCCUGUGGUGGUGCUACAGGGUGGUCUUCAGGUGGAGCAGUUGGAGGAUCUGUGGAAGGAGACACUGGAGGAGACACUUCUUGGGCUGGAGAGGACUUUACAACUGGAACGACAGAAGUGACUCCUGGGGGGCACUUUGGGUUGGGGGGAGCUGGUGAUGGAUCAUUAGUCGAGAUCUCAGGAGAAUCAAUGGGAGGGAUAUCUGAAGGAUCAAUGGGUGCUGUUUGUAGCAGGUUAGCAGGUGGGGCAUCAGGUGUAUCAGUAGGGGGCGUUACCUGUGGGCCAAUGGGAGAUGUAGCCAGGAGAUCAAUGAGAAGAACAUCGAGAGGAUCAAUGGGAAGAGCUUCUGCGGGAUCAGUGGGAGGGUCUUCUGGAGAAUCACUAGUAGUAGUGACCACCAGUGAAUCAUUAAGGAGGGCGUCUGGUGGCUCAGUGUUUUCCGGGGGACUGACCGUAGGAGCCUCUGGGGGAACACUUGGAGGGGUUUCUGGUGAUUCAACAGUAUUAAAUCCUGGAGGGUCAUUGGGAAGGGCUUCUGUUGGAUCAAUAACUAGUCAUUUAGGAGGAGGUUCAAGUGGGCCGGGGGGAGGGGUUAUUGGAGGACAUAUUGGCAGAGUAGCAGGAGGGGCAGCAGGGAGCCAUAUAGGAGGGUCUACAGCUUGUCCUGCAGGUGGGACGUCUGGUGGAAUUACAGCUGGACUGAUUAGUUCCUCCCGUUGUCAGAGUCCUAUAUCUACCGGCUCGACCAGCCCUAUGCCAGGUCAGUUUUUCCAUAGCCAGCCACCUCCAAAACCUCCACAAGUUACUCCUUUGCAACAAUUUGCUGGGGGAGGCAGGACUACCAGUGGCUUAAACCAAUUCCAUUCCCCAUCACAAGGCUCCCCAUCCUCUUGUAGAGGACAGCACAGUCAGCAGCCUGCUGAGGGCUCCCCAUCUUCCCUCGGCCAUUUUAGCCUGGCAGGCCUCCAGCCUGGCCUCCUGCCUCACCAGAUGUCCCUGGAGAGGUCUGCCCUGGCCUCUCUGGCCCAAUAUGGUUCAGCAAAUGCCUCCCCCUGCCUUACUCCCAUUGCACCCAGCCCUACUAUUCAAAGCCCAGUGGCAGGCAGGACUUUCCACUACAGCGACCCCUCGAGUGCCACAGGAUCCCACAGUUCUCUGCUCAUGCCUCAGUCUUCUUUUUCUUCGCAGCUCCCCAGCCAGCCACACCCAACAGGGAGAGAUUCUCCACUGGGUCGUUUUUCCGAGGACCUAAAGCUUUUAUCCAGCUCACACCCAUCUCUACCCCAGGAGGUGGCCCAGGCCUUGGGCCACCAUACUCCUCGCUCCUCUGUGGAAACUGGAUAUUACCCCUCACCCUUUUCCUCACCCACUCUUGUGCCCAAACCUUGUAGCUCAGUGCCAGGGCACAUGACUCCUCCAAUACAGGUGUCUCCAGGGCAUCCUCACCAGACUCAGUCCCCUGGGGCCUCCCCGGCCUUGCCUCUACGGAGGGGCUCUGCUGCCCACUCAUCAGAUCUAGAACCUCAAACUGUCCGCUCUAAACUCCCGUCCAAUUUGUGAGGAUUGAUCACACCCUCCUGUGCUCCUCUAAACUGAAACACACAAACUAUCUUCAUGUGUGGCAUUAUUUUUCUUUCUGUCUUCAGACUUCACUGUGUUCCACCUCUCAUUUUACCAAGAUCUUAAAUUUACUGUGAUUUAAAAGACAAUUUACCGGGUAACUCGGAGCUCCAAAAUACUAAAAUAUUUGUUUUAUGCUUUGUCCUCUUUUUUUAUUCAUACAUACUGUAUAUAGAUAGAGAUAUAUUUAAAUGAUAAGUUAAUCAAGGGACUAGGAGGGUGUGAAAAAUGAUCUCAAUUUAAAGAACAGUCAUUUUCUGUGUUUCUAUAACUAUGCCAAAUUCAUCUGGUGAUGUUUGGGAAGACAAUUGAACGGACUACACAAUAAUACUCUUUUUCAGCAGGAACCUAUGCACUAAUACCUGCAUGUAUAAAGGCUUUUUGUGUGUUUAAACAAAGAAUAUCUACAUUUUUAGGUAAAAUAACAUGCUUUGAGACAGGGUGACUCUUGUACCAUCUCAUACAGGAUCACAUAUUGUUGAUCCUUAAAUGUAUCUAUUAGACUGUACUUAUUUAUCCUCUGUAUAAACUUUUCAAAACCUUAUGAGAAACAGAGAAGAGAUUUUAGGAAACCAAAAAGACUUUUCCUGUGGGGUAAUAAUUCACCUCCUCUUGGCCCAUCAAUCCUUAUUUUAUACCACUUUAUCCUAAUAAUACUGUUUUUUGAAGCAGGGGGAGAGGGGUUUAUCGAGACACCCUCCAUCUCAGUGUUGAGACAUAACAGUAUGUGAGUGACUGGCUUUCUGGAGUCCUCAACCAUGUCCUAACAAGCUCACUUUGUCUUCCAAGAUCAUGCCGCUAUUGUGUAGAAAGCAAGUGUUAUUUUUCUUCCUGACUGUGUGCAACUGUUUACGUGUGAGUGUUAGUGAUUCAGUGGAUUAGUCGGAUGCAAGGCAAGACUUUUCCCUGGACUGAUAAAAAGAGGUUUGCCUUUUUCACACAAAAUCUAGAAAAAUGUCCAUCAACCAGAGCUUGUGUGUGGUAUUGUGUAGCAUUCAAACCAUAGACAUUCAAAUGCAGUAGAAUAUAUAAUAACUCCAAAACUAGACUCAGUCAUUGAGCAAAUGCAGUGCAUACAGUACACAUGCUGAAAUAUCCGAAAAGUGCUGGAAAUGGAAAUAUGCCACCUGAUUUGUGCAUUACUUCUUCUGCUGUAGCUGCUAUAAGGUCAACAUAGGCAUGUUUACUUACUGAAGGCCAGUGCUGAGUUUGAGAUGUUGAAUGUAUGUACAUUUGUUGUUGCUAAAAGUAAGUACUGUAGCUAUGGUCAAUGCACUGAAGGUAUGGUGCCCCAUGGGGGGUUAAGAGACUGUUCCGUUACUAAAUAGGUCAUUGGUUCAAUGUCUUUGACCGAUAUUUUCAUCAGCAGCCAUUUUUCCUGCCAAAGUGUCCUUUAGCAAGACACAGAACCAAUACAGACUAAAUUGUUGACAGGCAAUCUGGAUAUAUAACUCAGUAAAUUGCCGGAAACAGCCCACUUUUUACCUCAAAUACUCCAUAUUACAAGUAUUUCGGCACUUCGGCGCUGCUUCUGUAACUCUGAAAAAAAUUGCUUUAAUUUUACAGAUAUAGGUGUGAGGACAACUUCGAAAUGACAAAAUUAACAAUUAUAAAAUACAUGGCUCAUUAUUUAAAGAUGCUGGGGGGACGAUAUUUAUAUAUUACGUUAUUAUAUAUUAUUAUAUACUAUACAGUACAUGGAGCAAAUCUAGAUUUAGCUGUUUGCAGUCAAAAUCAAAGCUGGGAAUAGGUCCAUCAUAUAUGUGUAUUAAUUCAGAAUCUGGUGACACUGUUUGAGAGCCUUACGGUGGUCAAGAAAACUAAAUACACAGUAGAGGACAGUAUCACUAAAUUCCCAAAGGAGAGGAGCAGCGAUAUGCUUCUACAUGUUUGUCUGUAGCUCAUCACCAAGACAGACCCAGGUACCACUCAGACAGCUGAGUCCCUAACUCAGUCACAGCACUCAGCCGAAGCAGCCUAAUUUAACAAGACAAGUCUGUAAUCCCUUGACCCUCACAGGCUAUCAUGGACUCACACACAGAGGUGCACAGUGACCAUGCUCUCCCCUCAUUACACUUCCCAGAAGUCCCUAUAAUAAGGUAUAGCAAUACACAUGCCAUGACACACAGCUGAACGAAUGCACAUUUACGGACAUGCACACAACCACAAGAGCACACAGUGACUGCUCAUAGCAACAAUAUGACAUAUUCAACAGUCAUAUUUUUUAUCUACAACAUUUGACAGAUAUCCUCAAGUGAAUUUGCUGUAAGAAAUCCAUGACAGAUUGAUUUUCCAUUAUUUUUUUCAGAUCAACUAGGCCAGUUUAAAUAGCCAGUAGGUCUUUUAUGGUCAGGAAGUGAUGUGAUUUGUUGAAGACAUGAAUACAUGCACUGUAACCCCCGGAAGACUGAGGAGAUUGAUAUAACAUUUACACUGUUUUAUUAUUUUUUCAUCCACUUUAAAUAAACAUUCGGUCUGUGAUCACAAGGAACUUUCUCUAAGUGAAAUGGAUACACUUUUACAUGAAUUUAUCUAAGAAGACUCUACUAUGAUUAUUUGGCUUAUGGUUACAGAAUCACUCAUGAAUUAGAUUACAUACUUACCUAGGUGAAAUUAAUAAUGGAUAACUUAACUUUCUUUCAUAGGCAUGUGUAUAUACAUGACCUUUCGUGGUCUUCUUAGCAGGCCGAACAGGCGUUACUAAUGGAUAGAGCAGUAUUUUGUUCUCUUCACCCACAGUUCACCACCUGUCCACAUCUGCAGUAAUGAGCUCUUAAACGUUUGUAUUGUCCAUGGAUCUCAUGGUAGGAAGCCCGGGACUCUUUAGAUUACCAUCCAGAGGGACGAAGGGGUGGGAGGGACAGAGCUCUGCUACAGAAAGUACACACAUAGAACUUAAUCACCUCUCGAUUACUGCUUGUGUACAUAGUGUCAAAACUUUGGUGUUCCUAUACCUGCUCGCCUUUUACUGCACAAAAGCAGACAGACUGCUGUGCCUCGCACAUCAGGAAAAAGUCCCCCUUUUUUCCUAACAAUAUGACCUUAUUAAGUCAGAGAACAGUUUGAAGCCAGUCGGUGAGACAAAGGUGUGAGGAAACAUUGUUGCCCUGAGGGAAUUAUGUAGUCGGACUUUCAGCCACAGUGGAUGACAGGUAGACAGGCACCCCAUGGAGUACUCAUGCUGACAGGGUGCUUGUUUCUUGGGGACUUGCAGCAUGUCGCCCCCUUCCUCAUGAUUGUUCCUGAGUGCUAGUGGAUGUUUGUGAAUGUGUUAUUGAUUGGAAGAAUAUAAGGGAAAGCUUUGAGUGAAGCUAUGUAGCUAGCAGCUAGUGCGUGUGUGACUAUAUUUCCCACACUGCCAGGCAAGGUCGAUGGCUGGGACUGGACAAUCUCAUACAGGAGUGGGACAGGGAGGCACAGGUCAUAGCUUACGGAGAGAUAGACACUGGACAGGGAUUGAUUAGUUAGCCUGAACUUAGUCUGGUCCAUCAUUACAGAUAAGUGAUUUAGGGGAGGAAUGGGUGUAUCAGCUGAAUCUAUCACUGUCAGUUAGAGAACAGACAUAAUCUGCAUGAUGUCCUGUCUGUCUCAUUUUGGCCAGUGGCUUUGGAAAGUCUCCUGUCUUGGACUUUUUAUGCAAGAAAACUGUCCAUUUUAUGAAGAUAAGAAAGGCAUUUUUUGAUCAAUGGCCAUGCAGCUUUGAAAUGAUGUAAUGGAAAUUAAAAGGUUUUUCAUAAUCAUUUUCUCAGCUCACAGCAGACCGUGUAAUCCUUUAUUCCAAGUAGAGAUGAAAAUAACCGAAAUUGGAGUAAAAAGAUUUUUACCUGACAGCAAUGUUUAUUCUUCAAGGGGAUUUGCUAUUUCUAUCCUCCCAGACUAUUUGCUGCAGCCUCAUCUGUAGCGUAAUGUAGUAUCGAGACUGUGUUUUUUAGAGGAAUCAGCUGGGAAUUAGAUAAGGAGGCUUUGAAACUUUUGAGAAAACCGAAUAAAGAAAAACAACUGUGACUCACUCACUCAUACAGUGGACUAUUUUCAUUAUGUCUCCCUGUGUCAACCAUCUAAACAUGGGAAGAAAACGGCUGUAUGCAACAGAGGAAAUAGCAAUGAAGGGCAGUUGAAAGAUUACAGCAGAAUUAAGCGGUGUGUCACUCCAAGCUGCUGUAGUCUGUUUAGAAAUCACUUCAGAGGAAAUAGUGGAAAGGCACCUGACAUGUCUGUGUUUUUAUCCCAUAAGAUAUUACUGGUUCAUUUUAACAAUUUGCAUUGGUAUGAAUCUGUUGCCCUAUUUUAACUGAGCCUAAUCUAGGUCAUAGGCUACCUAGUCUUGAGAAUGAAAACCUGUAUGGCUUGAAGCCAUACCUGGCUCUGGCCCUGUCUAUUGGCCCUUGGUAGACAUGCUGUGAAGCAGCCAGCAAGCCAGCCAGCCAGGUUUGUAAGUUGCUACAGUGCAAACCCCAUCACAGAGAUUUGGUGGAGCUUCACAUGGUACCUCUGUACCAUUUCCAAUUCAUGGUUGUUUCUAUAACACUCUGUUUAGUGCGUCUCCAAUUUCACUGCCUAAUCUUAGCCUCCCUCUCCCUUUGUGCUGCCCUGCUCGCCCAUGAAUAUGGGUUGGCAAAUCAGCGAUGCACACUAAUGAAAUCAUUUGCUGUGAUUGAGGAUUAGAUGUAGCAGCAGUGGAAUCGAACCUGCAAUUUUCUCGGGGGAGUAAAAGGCGUGUGUUUUUCCAGGCCUUCAUUAUUCAUUCAUGACCACAAAUUCCUCUUACCCUUCCACAAACGCUCAAUUUAUUUUGUACACAAGCACCAGAAUCAGGUGUUCCGUAUGACAAUGUACCUCAGAAUGAUUGGAUAUGAUAUGAAGAUUGCUAUAUAUGGUGAAAAGUUCUGUUUAUCGUAGCGUCUAAUCCAACUGACCUCUUUUGCUGCUGCUCCUGUGAGAUGGAAUAACAUGACAGUAAUGUUAUUUUGACCACAAAGUGGGCUGUUGGGCAAUGUAACCUGGAUAUGACCCAGUUUAAACAUACCUUGCAACAGUGAGGAGCAUAUAAAUUCACUCCAAGUCUAUAUCACCUAAGGAUCCUUCAGGGUAACUGCACUGUACAGCUAAGUGGCAGGAGUCUCUCUUUGUAGCUGUCAAUUUGAAGUCAUCCUACUUCACAGCUUGUUCAUAUUUAAAGACACACAUUUGAGACUUGGUGAGUUGGAAACUUUGGUUCUGUAAAUUAACAAAUAUAUAAAUUAGAUGCUUAGAUUUUGUUCUGAAAAUACAUGGUUUCUUUAAUUAAUGGUUGUAACUGAUCAGAAAAUCGCGUGUUGAAGCCAAAGGUUAGGCUGUUCUUCGCUGGAUUAGUGUGGGGGUGAACAGAAAGGUCAUGUUCAUUUGGAGGGAUAAGGGUUAACAUGAAAAAUCCUGCUUCUCAAAGCUGUCUUUUCAUUUGUUGAAGUAUGUACUAUAAUUCCACUUAAUCUGAUGUUGGGAACAUAAUGUCGACAAGGUACUUACUUAUACAGAUUUAUAUAUUUCCAUAGGACCUAUUUAUAUUUCUGUAUUUAUUUUAGACUCUCCUAAUAAGUGAUGUCAUCACCAUAACAGAUAAUGAUAAGCAAUUGUGUGUAUGUACAGAGUUCAUAACAUGUCCAUGAUUUUUAAGGAAACAUGUCAUUACAUUGUAUAAUCUCUCUAUUUUGAUGCGGCGCAGGAGUGGGACAUUUUCGUUACAUGAUGCUACAGACCAAGACUUUCUACCUGAAGGCUCAACCUUUUUGUUUCAUGAAAGCAGUGACUGGUUCAACACUUCUUAUGAGGACACAAGACCUUUUGGGGAGGGCAGUAUUUUGACCGCUUUGCUAUUGAUCAAUGGAUAUCUAUUUUUUCUGCAUUUAACACGGGAACUAUGGGAAAAAAGCAAUAAGGGAACUGUACAGGUAUGGUGUGACUAGAUGUGAACCUGCGGGACAUUGCGCUGAUCCACGCGACAACCACAACACACACUGUAGCUGUGGCUCUUAGUUUGUGUGGCGGUGAUAGGAGUGAGGCAAAAACUGCAUUGUCGAUAAGCACACAUACUGGAUGAAAUAAAACGGUAUAGAAUAAAAUAUAAGG